This is a messenger RNA of Ahaetulla prasina, 3019 nucleotides long. RefSeq names its product C-X-C motif chemokine ligand 12 (gene CXCL12). The coding region runs from base 263 to 547 and encodes 94 amino acids. The record is from RefSeq and is a predicted model, not a curated record. The transcript is spliced from 4 exons. Gene Ontology annotation, biological process: immune response; chemokine-mediated signaling pathway; cell chemotaxis. Gene Ontology annotation, molecular function: chemokine activity; CXCR chemokine receptor binding. Gene Ontology annotation, cellular component: external side of plasma membrane; extracellular region. Lineage: Eukaryota; Metazoa; Chordata; Lepidosauria; Squamata; Colubridae.
GGGAGGAGGCUUGGUUGGAGCAUCAGUCCGGCUCCGCUGCCGAGGGGGGGCGGGGGGGCGGGCGCGAUCGAGGGGCUGGGCUCCCUUCCCGCCUCUUCGGAGGAAGGAGGGCCCUGGCAACGGCCCCCCGGGCCUCGUGGAGCCAGCUGCCCCGGCCUCCUUCCCCGCCCCCCAAGCCCCCUCCCCCGGGCCCGCAGCCUCUAUAGAGGCCGGCCGGGCGGAGGGCCGUCCAGAGCCCCGCCAAGCGCAGCCCAGCUCAGCCAUGGACCGCCGCCCGCUCGCCCUCCUGCUGCUGCUCCUGCUCGCCACCCUGCACGGGACCCGCGGGAAACCCAUCAGCCUGACUUACCGAUGCCCUUGCAGGUAUUUUGAGAGCCAAGUGGCCAAGUCCCAGAUCAAACACCUGAAGAUCUUGACCGUCCCUGGAUGCCCCCUUCAGGUCAUUGCAAGACUGAAAAACAGCAGUAAACAGAUCUGCAUUGACUCCAAGUUAAAGUGGAUUCAAGAGUACCUGGAGAAAUACUUUCAAAAGAGAGUCAAGAUGUAAGCGAGGAGCAGUGUUGGCUUCCUGCGGGAUGCUUCUCCGUAGGAGCUGGAAACCUCCAUCCCCCUGACCCUCUUCCAGCCACCCAGCCACCCCAUCCCACGAUCCUGGGCAGAGGAGAGCCUCCACGGUUGCCCGAGUUCCUUAUUUGCACAGAAACGUCUUGCCUUUGCCAAUAUUGUCCGAUGUAGCAGGAACUGCUUGGGUUUUUUAUUUUAUUUUUUGUAUCACUAACUUCAAGAGCAGCAACUUGUAUGAAACAGAGCAUUAAUCCCUUCUGCUGUGCAGAAUCCGGACACUGACCCCUUGAUACGUUUGCAUGGGGGAGAAGGAGGGAGGGAGGGAGGGGAGAGACUUUGGGGAGAAUUAUUCAAAGGGUGUGUGUGUGUGUGAUGGCCAACACUGUGUUAUGCUAAUGGCUCUUCUUUGCAUGUGCAAGAGUCACAGCUGAGAUUUCAGGCAGCAAGACAGCAAAAUCCUAAUUUUUAGAGCGUUAGAGACAUAGAAAGGAUUUCCGGUCUCCACAUUCAGAGUCGAGAGAAGGAGUGAGUGCAUGUCGAAUAUUUGUAUUUCUUCUCAGGGAACUCGAUCUGUGCCAUAAGCGACCAAAUUUUAUGAAUCACAAGCUUAAAAGAUUUUUAUUGUAGCCAUUACUAAGAUACUAUGAAUUGUUAUAAAGACAUCUGCAAGUGAGCCCUGUGGAGUUUGCUCCUGGUUCAAAUAGCAGAGCAUUUUUUUUUAGUUGUGGUAAAAAGUAGCUUUUGAAAAUCAGACUUUAUUACGUUAAAUGUAAACCAAGCUGCCUGCAGAGCCAUUUUCCUUGACUUAAAAGAGAAACGGUGCACCUCCUAACGCAAUCCCUACCACAACGGACGGAGAGGCUCUUCUAAUCUUUUCUCCCAUUUUUAAUCACUCAAAUAGCAAUAACAAAUUUACCGUCCAGAGUAGAAUUCUUUCUCUGGGAGCAGAGAGUCAGGACUCCGGUGGCUUUUAAAUGCAGCUAGAAUGCAAAAAUAUUGUUCAAACUGAAGUGCCAAAGAUAAACUCCAGUUAGUACUGGGUUGCCUGUCUUAAUCAGCUUCUUCAAACACAUUUCCCAUCUACAAAUUCAAUGUACCAAAACUACCAAGAGGAGACGUAUCAGUUUGUUACUAUUGGCAGAAUCAGAAGAUGUUUUGCUAGUAAGGUUUAGUUUUGUGCGUUCCCCUCCUCAAAAUACACCAUGCAAUGAGUUUUCAGUAGCUAUAAUGUGGGGGUGGGGGGGGGACCAGGAUGGCAAUCAAGGCAGCUCCAGAUUGCCCAGCAAUGACUUAAAUCAGUGUCUUCACCUUGCAACUUUAAGAUCUCUGCACUUCAUCUGCCAGAAUUCCCCAGCCAAUAUGACUGGCUGGACUAUUCUGAGAAUUGAAGUCCAAAGAGUUUAAAGUUGGCAAGGUGGAGAAACAGUAACUUAGAUAAUGGGACUUUCGGAGGGGGGACUGGCGGGGGUUCAAUUAUAUCUAACACUGCAGGCAUCAGAUACACACGCAUCAGAUACACACUCAACCUUCUAGUCAUAUCCAUUCCACGCACAAUUACAUGGUUCUGGCCCUGCUGGAUAUAAUAAGAUUAUUCUGCACAUUAUGCUAUGUUCCUAAAUACCCUUGGCAAAGUUAAACACUGUUCAACUCAAAGUAGUCCAACCUUGCUUUGGAUCUUGUAAGAUUUUAUUAAUAACAGCAACUUGCUGGGCAGGUGUUAACUUUGGAGGCUUUGCUACAUAUUGGGAGUGCUAAUUAAUACUUCCUAUUCUUAAUAUAUGCUUUUACUAAAGAGAAAAUGAAUUUAACAUUCAAAAACCAUCGAGGGACACACAAGAGUUGGGAUUCAAAUUCCAGAUGCUCCAAAAGUAUCUUUGUUUCUCAGUAACCCUAUUUUAAAAAAGGCACGGAAACUGCAAGAGACCAGAGGUUUCAGCAGACCCUUAGAGAAGGUGAAAAACUGGCUCAUGGCUGGAUUGCCAAAUCCAUGCUGAUUCCACCGGGAGCGUCCAGCCAUGCGUGAAGCUUACGAGAGGUUCCUGGUGAUGCCUCUCGGUAAGAAACUAGUUAGCUUGCCUGCCCUGCUGUUGCUUAGGAGAGAGAAAAAGGAGCCAUGAGAGAGAGAGAGAGGCUCAGAUGAAGCCCUGUGGCCCAUCUCGGCCCCAUCUUGAAGCCCACCAGCAAGGAUUCCCUAAGAGAAAUGCAGCUCUCACAACCUGGAGGAAGUUCAGAUCGGGAUUUGAAAGCAUGGAUCAUUUUCAGGGCAAGCAAUGAUUCAUGCUAUCGUUCUAUGGAUGGUCUAGUUAGCAGGCCCACAGGUUUUCCCAAAAUAAUGUGAAAAAGACUUUUCAUCAUGAAAAGAAAAAUGUAUAACUACUUCAUGCUAUUUGUUUUGUAAAUAUAUAUUUUUGCAAAAUAUGUAAGCACUUCUUAAUUUUCUUAAUAAAGUUUGUAU